UGCCAUCCAAUACCUGAAGAUUGCUAAUUUUCCCCUGAAACGCAGAUGCCCUCCCUGGCAGCGCUCAGGGGUCUAGGAUGAGCAGUCUUUGGUCCGGGCCCGGGCAAGGGCACCGCAGGCUUAGGCCGCGGGUCCUCCUUGAGCUGGGGCCGCCCCUCUCGCCCUGAGCCGGGGCACGCACGGCUCCUUUCCGAAGCUGCAAGCGCAAAACAGACGGACUUCGCGCGUAAAACUCUAAAAACCGGCCAAGUCCAUAAAAGCGAGAAUGCACCACCAAGAGACCGGCCGUCGGAGCCCGGCCGCCAGGGAACACCUGCGGCACACCUGCCUCCUCCCGCCCAUCCCGCCCCGCUCCGGCCCGGCAGGGCGCUCAGGGGUUAAGCCCCGCCGGGGGCGGAGGCAGCCCGGCCCGGUUUCCAGCGGGAGCAGCGGGGCUGAGCGCGCCCGUCGCCUGGGAGCCGGCGGCGGGAUGUCGCGGGGGCCGCCGGGCACCGGGAUGUCGCGGGGGCCGCCGGGCACCGGGCACCUCAACGACCUGCCCGACGACUCGCCGCCAGUGCGCAGCGCCCUGGCCGAGCUGCGCCGGCGGGCUGAGGCUGAGCCCUGCCAGCGCUGGUCGCAGCCCCUCACCGACUCCUUCCUGGUGAGGUUCCUGCGCGCUCGGGACUUCCACCUGGACCUGAGUUGGAGGUUAUUGAAGAAUUACCAGAAGUGGAAAAUUGAAUGCCCAGAAAUAAGUGCAGAUUUACAACCAUCUUCUAUUCUUGGUCUUUUGAAUGCUGGCUAUCUUGGAGUCCUGAGAUCAAGGGACCCACAUGGAAGCAAAGUUCUAAUAUAUAGAAUUGCACAAUGGGAUCCCAAGUUAUUUACAGCAUAUGAUGUGUUUCGUGUAAGUCUUAUUACAUCUGAACUUAUUGUAAAGGAGAUUGAGACUCAGCGGAAAGGAGUCAAGGUUAUCUUUGAUCUUCAAGGGUGGCAAUUUGCUCACGCAUUUCAGAUCAGUCCAGCAGUGGCCAAGAAUAUUGCUGCUGUGCUCACAGAUUCCUUUCCACUAAAAGUUCGAGGUAUCCACUUGAUUAAUGAGCCUUUAUUCUUCCACCCAGUCUUCGCUCUAAUUAAGCCUUUUCUCACUGAAAAAAUAAAAGAACGGGUGCAUAUGCAUGGACACAACUACAUGCAGAGUCUGACAGAACACUUCCCAGUCAGCAUUCUCCCACAGGAAUAUGGGGGGGAGGAAGUCUCCAUUGAAGAACUGGCCAAGGAAUGGACUGACUUUAUAAUGACGUCUGCAGAUUAUCUUCAGAGCAUUUCUCUGGUUGCCCAGGAAUGACCUUACUACAGUAUUAUAUCAAUUCUUGAACACUGGAAAUGGAAAUAAGUUUUUAAUACAAAAUCCUUCAUGUAAACUUGAAAUGUAAAUGUAAAUUUUCAAUGAAACCAGUAUGUCUUUGCAGGGCACUGAGUAGUACAUCAACUGCACUUUUAUACUAACAAGUCAAGCAGUAUGUACAUCUGAAGAGAUAAAUGAAUUCUGCAUGUUUGCAAUUGUAUGCUAAAAGCUGGAUAGUGCACUGGAUAUCAGGGAUCAAUGCUGCUGCUGUUAGGUCUUUGGAGACAUCUCAUCUGUAAUAAUGCAUCCCAGAACCUUAGCUCUUGUAUCUUGGCUUGUCAAGAUUAUAGGAUACAAAAAAGAACAGGAUGUGAAUGGCGUAGAUGAGUUCAUUGUGGAAGUAUGACUACAAGGCUAAUUUACACGGAGUGAAGAGAGCCUGCUUUUUGGAUUGAUUCUCAGGGAAAAUGGAUGUUUUCUUAGUUUGUGUCAAAGUAAAAAUUAGUCAGCAAUAGUGGGACAUUCGUGUUACUGUGUGCUGCUUGUGCAGCUUUGCUUUUUGUGCUAAUUAACAGUAAUCAUCCAAUUUUGUAGAGGGAGACAGCAGGUACCUAUUCUUCAAACAACAGUAUGAGGAAUCAGAACUUGCAAGAGAGUCAAAAUAACCUUGAAAAUUCUGAUUUUCUUUUUUUUCAAAGAGAUACUGUCUGUGGACGAGCUAAAGCAACUCAUUUACGAUCACCUUAAAUUUAUACUGUAUAGUAUUGAAGAGGUCAAAAGCUCUUAGCUAUUCAGUAUUUUUGGAGGGUGAAAUAGGUUAUCUUUUGUCUUGGAACUUCAGAAGUAUUUGUUGUAUUGUUUAAGUGCACUUGUAAGUCACUUUGGACCUCAGCAUAGGAAAUGCUGGGUAUCCUUAUUUUAUUUUUAGAAAAGCAAUUGGCAACUCAUCAGUUGAUAUCUUCUGUUUUGCACUGGAAGAGAUAAUUUUUUACUUUCCAUGCUCUUCUUUACUUCUGUAGGAGUAAUAAAAAAUAGUCUGAGGAACAGAUUUAUUUUUCUUAAGGGACCUGAUUCAGAUAUGAGCACUGCAUGUGUGAAAGCUAUCACUCAUUACAUAGCAGUAUCAUCCUGCAAUCCUGAAUUUUUAAUAAUAUUUUACUUUUCAGUCAGCUUUUUGUUAAAAGCUCUGUUAGUACACCAACUGCUAGAGUUCAUUUACCCGAUUUUAACUCUGCUUUGUAGUAAGCCAAAGGCUCUUUGCAUAAGCUUUAUAUAUUUAAGCAUUCCAUACGAAUCUUUGCAUAAAUGAAUCCAUUAAAAAAUACUUUGUUUCUCAGGUAGCUUGAGAUGCUUACUACAGUUACUUUGGAAUCUUUAGGACAUUGAGAAGUUAUAUUUAUAAAUGUUUAUGGGAGAGAAAUUAGACUAUCUUGUUAAAUCAAAAGUGUCUUGUUUUAGAUUAUCAUUAAUACUGCAUUAUUGCAAAAGCCAUUUGAAGCUAUUCUUUUUUAGCAGGAGGAACAUCUGUGAAAGGCCCAUAGAGUAUUUGUUUGGUGUAGUUGCUUCAGCUCUGGUAAGGUUGAUGCCAGAUACAAAAUGCUUUCAAAACUAACAGGGACUUUUAAAAUUUUUCUUCCAAUUCCCUUAUUUACUCAAGUGCAUUUUUCAUUCUCUCUCAGAAUAUCUUUUAUAUGGAGCCUAAACUUAAAGAAACAUUUUUCAGAUACAUUUUAAUGUAUUCAUAUAUAUAUUUCAUAUAUCUUUUUCUCAGAUUGAACUAUUUUAUGAUAUAAAACCUCCUUAAAUAGAGGAGUUCAGUGAAGUGCCAAUUCUUGUUUAUAAGAAAAUAAACAAAGUAGUCAGGCAUCUGCCAAUUCUUCAGGUGUGUAACUCAAGUUCCAAAUCAUUUAUGAACUGGACAACUGAAGCUAUUGUCUUAAUUUUAUGCUUUUUCAAUUUCAAUCAUUGAAUGUAAACCACAUACAGGCAUGAACUGUGUUUCAGGGAACAAGAAAAUGUAAACUUCUCAUGCAACCAGUCUCUGAUUGUUGCUGUUUUAUGUGGCAGAGACUUCAUUUGGCUGCAUAUGUGUAUGCACAUGGACAAACCUAGCUGUUUUUUUAAUCUUCAUUUGGACUACACCAGCUCUGUGAAUAUAAAAUCCUAAAUGUCUUUUAACAUAUCUUGAAUCUAUUAUUAAAUGGUAACGUGUUUGCACGACACAACAGUUAGAGCACUGAGUGCAGUUCUUUUUUAACGAACUGUUAAUUAUUUUUAAUGUUUACAUGUUAUAUAGAAGGUAGGAACUAUGUAAGGGGCAAUUGCAGUUCCUGAUAAUAACGACACAAGAUAAUUAGGAUAUUUGCAUAAAAAUGAAGAGAUAUUGGUAGGAUGGGUGGUGGUACAGCACCUUUGAGCUGCAGUCAGCAAAAAGGUAAAAAUUUCUUAAGUGCAUUAUUUAAGAAAAUCAGGAGUGCCUCUAAAAAAAAGUAAUUUGCUGUUCCAUUAUGCAGAUAUCAUUUACUGACUAUAAGCACAAUGUAAUGUACAAUGUUUUUUAAUUUUAUAUGUAUUAACAUUAUUAUAUUAAUAAAACAUUUCUAGCUGAA
Messenger RNA from Apus apus (common swift), 3939 nucleotides. RefSeq names its product alpha tocopherol transfer protein (gene TTPA). The transcript has 5 exons. Gene Ontology annotation, molecular function: phosphatidylinositol bisphosphate binding. The record is from RefSeq and is a predicted model, not a curated record. Bases 266 to 1330 code for a protein of 354 amino acids. NCBI's taxonomy places the organism in Eukaryota, Metazoa, Chordata, Aves, Apodiformes, Apodidae. Gene Ontology annotation, cellular component: membrane.